This is a messenger RNA of Mytilus californianus (California mussel), 1781 nucleotides long. RefSeq names its product potassium voltage-gated channel subfamily C member 3-like. The record is from RefSeq and is a predicted model, not a curated record. Lineage: Eukaryota; Metazoa; Mollusca; Bivalvia; Mytilida; Mytilidae. Gene Ontology annotation, cellular component: membrane; voltage-gated potassium channel complex. Gene Ontology annotation, biological process: potassium ion transmembrane transport; protein homooligomerization. Gene Ontology annotation, molecular function: voltage-gated potassium channel activity. The coding region runs from base 1 to 1407 and encodes 468 amino acids. The transcript is spliced from 2 exons.
AUGACGAUUGUGCACAUUAACGUCGGUGGGACACUGUUUCAGACGAAAUUAUCUUCUCUUCAAAGAUUUCCUGAAACUUUGUUAGGAUCUAUAACAACAACAUCAGAAUUUUACGAUGAAGAAAAUAAAUACUUUUACUUUGAUAGAAAUCCAGAACUUUUUAAUACGGUAUUGGACUAUUAUAGAAAUGGUGUUAUCCAUCUCCCAACACAUUUGUGCGGAUGGUUAUGGAAGUCUGAAUUGGAGUUUUGGAGAAUUUCUUUAACAAAUAUUUCGGAAUGUUGUUUCCAAACUUACAUCAAAUAUGAAGAGAAAGAAGCUACAGCUGCAAAGUUAAGAGAAAUAUUUGCGACAAAGCCAUUAGCAAUGACAUACUUACUUACUCCAAUAAAUAAAAUUCGACACAAAGUAUGGAUGUUAAUCGACGAACCUACUUCAUCUAGAUAUGCUAGAGUGUUCAGCAUCAUAUACCUUGUAAUAGUUAUUGUGUCAGCAACUAUACCAUGCCUGGAAACACACCCAAACCUCCGAAUACAUCUUUACAAUGAUACGUCGAUUUACUGGUUUUUCCUAUUCACUCCUGACACAUGGGUCAAUACCGAUAAUCCGAAAGAAAUCAUGUUUACCACUACGCUUGAACCGAGUUGGCUUUUCGAAUUAAACGUGUUUAUUAUUGUUUUCUUCACAUUAGAAUCUUUAGUACGGUUUAUAACGUGUCCAUCGAAAAGCAGAUUUUUCUUGGAAUGGUUGAACAUUCUAGAUACGUUUUUAAACAUAACAAUGUGGUCACGCUUUAUGGUAGAUAUGUUUGCGAACGUUGAUGCUGUACUUGAGAAAAAAUUUGAAAGUUUGAUGUACUUUUACAGUUUUUGUUCCGCUGCCUCUGUAUUGCGCUUACUUAAGUUUUUUAGAGUUGCAAAACAGUACAACAGUUUGCGAGUAUUAUUUUUGGCAGUGAAAGCAAGUGUCAAGGAAUUGGGUCUACUUCUGCUGACGUUUCUAAUAGUUGCAUGGGUAUUUUCAAAUUUGAUUUACUACGCUGAAAUCAAAGAACCGGAUACUUUUCCAAAUAUGUUGGAUGGAUUAUGGUGGGCAGUGGUUACCAUGACUACCGUAGGGUACGGUGAUAUGUAUCCAACAGGGGCUUUGGGUCGUUUCGUUGGGGCGAUGUGUGCAAUGUGUGGAUUACUAGUUAUAGCUAUGCCGAUAGCAGUCAUUGCUGGAAAUUUUGAUGAUCUGUACAAGAAAAACAAUGAACGAGAAAGUUAUAACGAGAUUCAAAAAGAGAAGGACACAGAAAGAAAACUAUCUAUUAAUUCAAUCACUUUUAAAGAUAACAAAAUAGUUCCGUCCCAGAAGUCAAAAGUGGAUAGUUAUAAUAAAACAUUUCCGUCCAUAGAAAAGUGAGGAAUGAACAUGUGCAUAAUUUGUUUUAUAUACGCUGAUGGCGGAUAUUUGGUGCCUUUUUUUUAAUUAUUUCAGGUGACUUGAAUGCAUCAAGAAUCAAAGUGUAGUGUUGGGAGGUAAACGACUAUAUUGUAUUAAAGCGUAUUUAUAAAUUGCAGGAUAAAAUCAAUCUUUUUAUUUUCGACACGAAUCAGGAGGAAAGAUUAGCGAGCCGCGUACGCGUUUUUCUUUCCCUUUUUUAGCACGUUGAAAAUAAAUUUGAAAUUUUCAAAUGUACGAAUAUGGUAUGUAUAAUUGUUUCUAAACUGCAGGAUAAAAACAGUAUUCGAACAUUGUGGGAGCAUUUUUAAUCUAUUAGUACGUGCUACGAACAG